GACAACUGAGGAACAUGCAAGUUACUAAUGACACUCAACUGUCUGAGAAUAGGACCUGUAAGAUCCACCUUACCUGCUCGGUGGAGAAUCCAAAUGACAUUGUCUCAUUAAGGUGGCAGGUCUCAGAAAACACAUCUGUAUGUGAACCAAAUCUCACCAUCUCCUGGACCCCAGAGAAUUCCAGCGAACAGAGCUACACCUGCAUAGCAGAGAACCCUGUCAGCAAUUUGUCCUUCUCUGUCUCUGCUCAGAGGCUCUGUGAAG
Molecule: messenger RNA, 264 nt
Organism: Galeopterus variegatus (Sunda flying lemur)
Lineage: Eukaryota; Metazoa; Chordata; Mammalia; Dermoptera; Cynocephalidae
Product: SLAM family member 6-like
Exons: 1
Source: RefSeq, a predicted model, not a curated record